Emiliania huxleyi CCMP1516 is the source of this 717-nucleotide messenger RNA. RefSeq lists its product as hypothetical. The transcript has 6 exons. Bases 1 to 717 code for a protein of 238 amino acids. The record is from RefSeq and is a predicted model, not a curated record. NCBI's taxonomy places the organism in Eukaryota, Haptophyta, Isochrysidales, Noelaerhabdaceae. Gene Ontology annotation, cellular component: endoplasmic reticulum membrane; Hrd1p ubiquitin ligase ERAD-L complex. Gene Ontology annotation, molecular function: ubiquitin-specific protease binding; misfolded protein binding. Gene Ontology annotation, biological process: endoplasmic reticulum unfolded protein response.
AUGGCCGGCCUUGAGGAAUGGUACUACGAGAUGCCGCUCGUGACGCGUGUCUACCUGACCGCAUCGAUUGUCACCACCGGCUCUUGCGCGCUUGAGCUCGUCUCUCCCUUUUCGCUGUACUUCAACUUCAAUCUCGUCGUCUUCAAGUUCCAGGCCGCGACCCAAGUGUGGCGGCUCUUUACCAACUUCUUCUUCUUUGGUUCGAUCGGUCUCGACUUUCUCUUCCACAUGUUUUUCCUCGUGCGGUACUGCCGCCUGCUUGAGGAGGGCAGCUUCCGCGGCCGCACCGCAGACUUUGUCGCAAUGCUGCUCUUUGGCGGAGCACUGCUCUGCGCUUGCUCGCCCUUCACCGACGUGCCGCCCUUCCUCGGCUCGGCGCUCGCAUUCAUGAUGGUGUACGUGUGGGGCCGCCGCAACGAGCACGUGCGCAUGUCCUUCCUCGGCCUCUUCCAGUUCCGGGCGCCCUACCUGCCGUGGGUGAUGCUGGGCAACUCCCCCUCGGUCGACCUGAUGGGCAUCGGCGUCGGGCACAUCUACUUCUUUCUGGAGGCCGACGUGUUCCCGCACACGCCGGCGGGGCGCGGGCGGAGGGUGCUGCAGACGCCGCAGGCGCUGCACGCGCUGCUGCGACUCGUCUCGAGCCAGGACACCGACCGUUUCGGCGGCGUGGGGGAGCGGCUAGAAAUUGAGCCACUAGAAGAGAGGCGUGAUGAAUGA